AUGAGUGAGCAAAACGGUAUCAAUGGUGAUGCCAAAAUGAUAUACGUGGCUGAAUACCUGCAAGAAAGAACCCAGUCGCAACCUGAGAACCCCUUUGCGGCUCUCAUCCCGGACCAGCAAAUAGCCAUUGUGCCGGAGUUCACUCUCGAGUCUGGUGUUACGCUCUAUAAUGUCCCUGUGGCCUACACUACCCGGGGCAAGCUGUCGGCCUCUGGCGACAACGCCAUGGUGAUAUGCCAUGCCCUAACCGGCAGCGCUGAUGUGAGCGACUGGUGGGGUCCUCUGCUUGGUGGUCCGGGUAGGGCUUUCGAUACAUCAAGAUUCUUCAUCGUAUGUAUGAACAGCCUGGGCAGCCCGUACGGCUCAGCAAGCCCCGUGACGGCCAAGGAUGGCGAUGCCAAAAAUGGCUAUUAUGGACCCGAGUUUCCUCUCACGACUAUCCGAGAUGACGUGAAUCUACACAAACUCAUCUUGGAUGACCUAGGAGUGAAGCAAGUGGCUGCUGUAAUCGGCGGUUCCCUCGGGGGCAUGUUUGUUUUGGAGUGGGCGUACUUUGGCAAGGACUAUGUUCGCUGCGUGGUGCCGAUUGCCACGUCCAGCCGGCACAGCGCAUGGGGCAUUAGCUGGGGCGAGGCUCAACGCCAGAGCAUCUAUGCCGACCCAAAGUAUGACGACGGAUACUAUCCGUUUGAUGAUCCGCCUGUGACUGGGCUCGGUGCGGCUCGCAUGUCUGCGCUGCUCACUUACCGCAGUCGCAACUCGUUCGAAUCACGGUUUGGCCGCAACAUUCCCGACCCUUCCAAGAUUCAGUCCAUCCGAGAGCGGCCCAGCCCCAGCACACCGUCGGAAGCGCACUUUCACAUCCAUAAUGAUGGCCACAAUGUGAAGCGAGCGUCAGUCUCGCGCAAGAAUAGCCAGGCUGGGUCCGGAACCAGUAGUCCGGGACCACGAUCGGCAGAAAACGCUGACCCGCAGUUCCAUGGCCCCGGGAAUGACCGCGAUCAAGGAGAAAGCUUGACUGGAGGGGAUAAACUACCUACGUCGACAUACUUUUCGGCACAGUCCUAUCUGCGCUAUCAGGGAAAGAAAUUCGUCAAGCGCUUCGACAGCAACUGCUACAUUGCCAUGACGCGAAAACUCGAUACUCAUGAUGUAUCUAGGGACCGCGCAUCGUCGAUCGCUGAGGCCCUUGCACUAAUCGAACAGCCCCUGCUCGUGCUUGGCAUUGAAAGCGACGGACUAUUUACCUUUGCCGAACAGGAGGAGAUUGCUCAGUACGUCAAGAAUGCGCGGCUGGAGCGUAUCGACAGCUCCGAGGGACACGACGCUUUUCUCCUGCAGUUUGAGCAGGUCAACCGCUACGUGCUGGGCUUUUUGAAGGAGAUUCUACCCGACAUCAUGUCGGUCGAGGGUGGCGCCCAGGAAGAAGAGGGCGUGGGGCAGCUGACAAAAUCGAGCACGUUUGGCGAAGCUGAGGUGGAUGACAUUACUGCGUGGUAG
Trichoderma gamsii is the source of this 1500-nucleotide messenger RNA. RefSeq names its product homoserine O-acetyltransferase. Gene Ontology annotation, biological process: L-homoserine metabolic process. NCBI's taxonomy places the organism in Eukaryota, Fungi, Ascomycota, Sordariomycetes, Hypocreales, Hypocreaceae. The record is from RefSeq and is a predicted model, not a curated record. Gene Ontology annotation, molecular function: homoserine O-acetyltransferase activity. The transcript has 3 exons. The coding region runs from base 1 to 1500 and encodes 499 amino acids.